Zasmidium cellare ATCC 36951 is the source of this 2487-nucleotide messenger RNA. RefSeq lists its product as uncharacterized. The record is from RefSeq and is a predicted model, not a curated record. Gene Ontology annotation, molecular function: ubiquitin protein ligase binding; protein-macromolecule adaptor activity. The coding region runs from base 1 to 2487 and encodes 828 amino acids. Gene Ontology annotation, cellular component: plasma membrane; cytoplasm; cytosol. The transcript is spliced from 2 exons. Gene Ontology annotation, biological process: ubiquitin-dependent endocytosis. Lineage: Eukaryota; Fungi; Ascomycota; Dothideomycetes; Mycosphaerellales; Mycosphaerellaceae.
AUGCCAGCCUCGCCCAGAGAUCCUCACACGCCUUCUCGUCGCCUGCUGUCGCGUAUCACCUCGCCCUUCUCCUCCAAGUCGCGCAACGUCACCGACUACUACAUCCACGUCGACGACCCCCACAAGCAGUACUCCCCCGGCGACGACGUCAACGGUGCCCUCCACCUGACGAUUGCGAAGCCCAUCCGGGUCACACACAUCGUUGUUUGCCUUCACGGCUUCGUGCAGGUGUACAAGAACCCCGGUGCCCCGCCUCCCGAUGGCUACCGCACCAACAGCGCCCACAUCGGUACUGGGAGAGGAGGCAGCAAGUCGGGCGAGUACUUCGGCAAUGGCUUCGCAUCACUGUUCGAGGACGAGGUGGUUGUGUGUGGAGACGGCAGGCUGGGAGAAGGAGUGUAUCAAUUCAAUUUCAACCUCGAGUUUCCGGACAAGGAUUUGCCGAGCAGCAUAUCUUUUGAACGAGGAACGAUAUCCUACAUGAUCACAGCGACACUGACGAGACCCACAACCAUCUCCCCCACCAUCCAAUGCGAUCACAAAGUCUAUCUCGUGGAGCGCAUAGACAUCUCCCAGCUAUACCCCCCAAAAGCCAGGACCAUCACAUUGGAGCCUCUCUCGCGAAGGACUAGAGCCAGAACGCAAGCGAAGAAACUGGUCGACAGCGAUAGGAAGAGUCGCAAGACUGAUUCGAAUUCCAACCAACCAGGUAGCGAACGUCGAGACAGCCAGACGUCUUCGUCACCUAGCUUACGUCCGGUUGGAGAGAGCAUUCACAGCCCAUCGCCGAGUGAGGUCAGUUUCGACAGCCACCUCAGCAGCAAUGGACGCAACUCGCACCAAGACUCCAACGCGACCUCCCCUCGACAGAGCGAUGGAGGGAAAGCCAACAACAGCAAGAUAUCAUUGCAUUCCAGGACCAUCACGGCCACCGUGGAAUCACUCAUGGGAGGCUGUCUUCGCGGAGACAGCGUGCCUGUGAAAGUCCAUGUCAACCACACCAAACAUGUGAAGAGCUUGCAUGGCGUCAUAAUCACUCUCUAUCGGCAAGCACGUGUCGAUUUGCAUCCUGCAAUCCCUCUAGGACCCACUGAGAAGGGCAAGGAAGCCAAGUACGAAGACUAUUAUCCGAAGUCGGUAACUGGGCUUGGCGGGUUAUCCUUGUCAGGCGCUGGAUCAAGUCAUCUCUUUCGCAAAGAUCUCUCCCAAACGAUAGUGCCGUUGAUUGUUGAUCCAAGCACCCUCACAGCCGAAGUUACAGGUCGGGUUCACAUGCCUGAGGAGGCUUUCCCCACAAUCUCCACUGUACCAGGGGCUAUGAUUAGCUUCAGGUACUACAUCGAGGUUGUGCUUGACAUCCAAGGAAAGCUUUCUUCUCAAGAUCGUAACUUGGGAAAUCUUGGCGGCUUGGCCAGCACCAUCAACACUGGGCAAGCGAGCGAGAACUUGGAUCGAGAAAGGUCGGCCACUAAUCCUUACGGCUCUCCCAUCAUCGACACUGCCACCGUCAGAAGAGACAAAGGUGUCGUCGCUUGUACUUUCGAACUCAUUGUCGGCACUCGAGACAGUGAAAGACGAAAAGGAAAGCGGAAAGUGGAGGUCGUACCGGAGCAACCGCAAGAAACGCCACAGCGGCAGUCAAACGGACUCCAGGCUCACGCUGAAAAUAAUGCGGCAUAUCAAAGCAAUGGUUGGUAUGGUUCAGAGCAUGGAUAUGACCAACAGUACUACAAUCUCAGCCCGUAUGCUCAGCAUGGGUAUCCCGUCUAUCAAGGCGGCUACAACAAUGGCUACUACGACCAGUACGGGUAUGCGUACCCAGAUGCAAGCUACACUGAACCUCCACCAGUACAUGUACCCGUUCCGCCAAUGGAAGACGAAUCGCAGCUACCAGAAAAGGAACGAAUGCGAAGAGCAGAGGCAAGACUUCUACCAAGUCAGCCUCCUGGUGUUGAAGAGGAACAAGCCACUGCUGGUGCCAGCGGCCCUACUGCACCGUACCUCCCCGAAGAGCAGCAUCCAGGGGAUUUUGCAGGGCCAAGCGCACCUGACGCCCCGCUUCUAGUACCGCCUUCGACACAAGCUGGACCGUCAACAAAUGGCGUGUCUUUGAUGAUGAACCAGGAUAUUGCGAGCAGCAUCCCAUUGCCGAGGACGCCAGUAUAUGAAAGAGCACCACAUGUGAAUGGAGUCCGGCCAAGUGCACCAGCAUAUGAGCCCAGAGACCCCAACCUGCUCUCGCCACAGAUGUCGUCCCAAUCGACGACAACGAUAGUGGCGCCGACCGACGACAAGCGAGAGCUCGAACGACGGCAACUACAACUGGAAGCAUCGGCGCCUCCUGAAGAUGCAGCCGGACCAGCACCUGUAGACCACGAGCCCAGCGCUCCUGUGUUGGGUGAAGAGGACGAGCUGUAUGGAGACAGCCAUAAUGACAGCCACGCGGAUGCGUCAAGCUCAUCUGACCUACCGCGAUAUGAACGAUGA